AUGAACAGUGAAGGUGACAUGUGUGUUAAAGAUUCUAGUAUCAUGCUCUUUGGUAAGAAGAUUCCGGUGCCGGACAAUCAUAUUCCGGUGAGUUCUCAGAUGAGUUGUAAGAUUCAGGCAAACUCUACAACAAUGAAAUCUUGCAGUAACUCAAAGCAUAGAGAAAUGGAUAUGCCUCAUCCCAGAAACAUUGAGAAACCAAAGAGUUCUUCUAAUGAAGAAAAUGAAUCAAAACUUACUACCAACAUUGUGGAAUCAAGUAGCACAGAUCAAGAAAAAGUUCUUAAGAAACCGGACAAGAUUGUUCAAUGUCCAAGAUGCAACAGUUUCGACACGAAAUUUUGUUAUUUCAACAACUACAAUGCCAAUCAGCCUCGGCAUUUCUGUAGAAACUGUCACAGGUAUUGGACCGCCGGGGGAGCAAUGAGAAAUGUUGCUGUCGGGGCAGGUAGACGGAAGAACAAACACAUAGAUUCUCGAUAUCGCCACAAGAGAAAUGUUGAUACAACUGGUAACAAUUUUAGAGAAAACAGAGAUGAAGAAUCAUCGUCAUGUGUAUCUUCUGUGAUAAAUGGUUAUACUCGAGGAAACGAGUUAUCCGAAUCCGAACAUAAUAGGUCAAAAUAUUUGCAGAGUUACCCUUCAUCUUCAUGGAUGCUUCCUUUGAAUCAAAGGUGGAACAAUGUUACUUCCAUGGUUCAAUCAUCAAUGCAGAUGUGUAACAUUUUUGGCAUUGAUCCUAAUGCAAUGCAUUGGUGUCACGCGCCGAUUAUCGCAGUUACAAACAUAGAUGUACCUUUUCGUACCAAAGACUCUAAGAAUUGA
Messenger RNA from Lathyrus sativus (Indian pea), 825 nucleotides. The record is from the annotation of a GenBank genome assembly. NCBI's taxonomy places the organism in Eukaryota, Viridiplantae, Streptophyta, Magnoliopsida, Fabales, Fabaceae.